AUGCACACAUCUGUAGUAUUUAUGUUUGUAUGUAGGAGUUCUCAUGAUGAUGAUGAUAAUAUUGUUCCAUGCGAUGCUGGAUACUUGGAAGUUGAAAAUGCAUGGCGGCGGGAAUUUGGUUUGUCUACAACUUUCGCCAAGGGAAGUGUUGGCAACAAUGAAGAACGUGCCUUUGGUGCCAUAGACCCAGUUUAUAUAUCAGGAGGACAACAAUGUAUUUGCCCACCAGGACCACCUGGUCCACCUGGAUUACUUGGCUCCCUCGGUGCACAAGGUGACCGAGGUGAUGCAGGAAAUCCUGGAAGAGAUGGUCCACCGGGACCUGUCGGACCGCCUGGAGCAGUCGGACCAAACGGUCCAGAUGGAGCAAUUGGACCUGUUGGAGCAACCGGCAGACGUGGGGCACAAGGAUCCCCUGGACGUAUUGGUCCCCCGGGACCACCCGGUCCAACUGGACCAAUUGGACCCACUGGAGCACAGGGUCUUGUAGGAAUUGCAGCUGAAUGGGAUUCAAGAUUUUUUGAGUAUAAAAUGGCUCUCAUCAAUCAUAAACCAAACAUAACUCAUUCAACAAUGAAGAUUCUUUUGCCAAUUGUUUUUUGUUUCUCUCUAGCUUACGCUACCAAGCCUCGAGCUUUUGGUGCGAUUGGUGCUGCUAUUGGUGCAGGCAGUUCGCAACCAUUGAUUAUUUCUGGUCAACAACAAAUGGCUAUUGGACCACCAGGACCACCUGGUCCCCCAGGUCAAGCUGGUCCUAAAGGACCAACUGGUAACCGUGGAGAACGUGGUGAAGAAGGAAGACCCGGACCACCGGGACAAAUGGGUCCACCUGGUGAAACUGGAGCAGAUGGAAGACCUGGUUUCCCUGGACCACAAGGACCUGUUGGGUCGUCUGGAUCAAGAGGUGUAAUUGGACCGAUUGGACCACCUGGUCCAUUAGGACCAACUGGUCCACCAGGACCAACCGGACAAAUGGGUCUUGCAGGGGCUGCAGCCGGUAAAUAGCUUGUUGUAUUUGAAACAGAUACUGAUGAAGAACCAGAAGACUAUAGUUUUUAUGU
Episyrphus balteatus (marmalade hoverfly) is the source of this 1061-nucleotide messenger RNA. Its product is annotated as collagen alpha-1(I) chain-like. Bases 1 to 1005 code for a protein of 334 amino acids. NCBI's taxonomy places the organism in Eukaryota, Metazoa, Arthropoda, Insecta, Diptera, Syrphidae. The record is from RefSeq and is a predicted model, not a curated record. The transcript has 4 exons.